Molecule: messenger RNA, 999 nt
Organism: Babesia bigemina
Lineage: Eukaryota; Apicomplexa; Aconoidasida; Piroplasmida; Babesiidae
Product: TBC1 DOMAIN FAMILY MEMBER GTPASE-ACTIVATING PROTEIN, putative
Exons: 1
Coding region: 1-999 (332 amino acids)
Source: RefSeq, a predicted model, not a curated record
AUGAUAAAUUCAAAAUUGUGGGAGGAAGAACGCAAGUCUUCGCUGUUUAACCGCAGCGGCGUGCACUCUGAGGAUGACUUGCUGUCGCUGCGCCGGAAGGUCGAGGCUCUCGUCGGCCGCAACGAAUGCGCCGGCGAAGACGACAUUCUGAGCUCCAUCAUGAAUUAUGUCUGCAAGUUGAUGAGCGCCUGCAAUUGGUGGAGCUCCUCGCCCAGCUCCGACGAACCGCUGUGGCCGGGAGAGCCUCGCUUCGAGGUGUCUGAGGAAAAUGAGCGGAUAUUCCGCUUGGACGCGGAGCGCACGUUCAUCAGUGAGGAGAACCGUGCGGUGUUGUGCCGCAACUUGACGCUGGUAUUCAGGCACGUCGGCGACUACCACCAGGGCGAGGGCUUCGUGAUUGCCUUCUUGUCCCUCUUCCUGCCCGCCGCCGAAGUGGUUCGUUUGGUCGUCCACCUCCAUGAGAACCAGCUUCGCGGGUACUUUUCCUGCACCCCAGAGGCAUACGUGCGUGACUCCCGGGUGCUCAUGAGGCUGCUGAAGGGGCGAAACGAGGAGCUGUGUAAACAUCUGGAGGGUCUCCUAGUGCCCGAGACAUUCUGCUCCAAGUGGUUCAUCGGUAUGAAUGUGCACGUUCUGCCGUUCGAGUAUGUUGUGAAGUACAUUGAUAAGGUGCUUUCGGAGGGUGAGCGCUACAUCUUCAGCUUCGGGCUCGCUUUCCUGCUGUUCCAUGCCGAGACCAUUUUGGGCUGCAACGACGUGUCUAAGGUCCUGCAACUGCUCCGUCUCGACGAUGCCAUUCUUCCGCCCGAAAAUGAGCGCGAAGCGAUAUACAGUGGCAUAAUGAAGCUGGCGGACGAAACUGCUGUAGACAUCGAGCAGCUGUCGUCACUCCGCGCUGAGGUGGAGAAGGAAUUGCAAGAGCAAAAGGAGGCCCGCGAACGGCGUAUGAAGGAGCUAGAGGGCAGUGAUGACGAAAUCGUCUUCUCCGACGAGGAGUGA